GUCCCUCUCCCAUUCUCAUCCGCCUCGCCGCUCCAACCUCUUCCUCACCUUCCUAUCUUUAUCUGGAUCGCCGGCAGAGAAACUGAGAGAACGGAAAUCCGGCAGUCCCCUUCCUAUCUUUAUAAGAACUAAGAGCUGCGCGUUUUCUCGUCUUUCUCUGCAUUCAAGGUUCUUUACCCAUACCAGAAAUGGUCAUUCCUCCUCCUGUCAGGCCGCCAAGGAUCAUCAACUACCUGAAGCCUUAUGUUCUGAAGAUGCACUUCACAAACAAAUAUGUGAACGCCCAAGUUAUUCACACCCCGACUGCUACAGUUGCAGCUGCAGCAAGCUCACAGGAAAAACUACUCAGGCCGAGCAUGGAGUCCACAAGAGAUGUCGCAGCAGCUGCCAAGAUUGGUAAGCUAUUGGGGGAGCGUCUCCUACUCAAGGGUAUUCCUGCUGUGUCUACGUUCUUGAAAAGGGAACAAAAAUACCAUGGGAAGGUGAAGGCUGUCAUAGAUAGUGUGAGAGAAGCCGGUGUCAAGCUGCUUUGAUGUCAUUCCUCAGUUGCCAUCAGAUAGUUACAAGUAUUAAGCUGCUGCGACAAUUUACAGGAAACAUUGGAGGCGGUGCCUUUUUUCCUUCAAUCUAAAUUUAAUUGUCGAGCUUGCUCUCAUGACUAUUGUCAUCUUAGGACUUGGCAAUUAUAUGCUGGAAUGCUAAGAAUUUAACUUGAUGCUUAACAAUUCAAUCCCAUCUUCAGGAUCCUUAUCUCAA
Zingiber officinale is the source of this 756-nucleotide messenger RNA. Its product is annotated as 50S ribosomal protein L18-like. The transcript is spliced from 2 exons. Bases 189 to 533 code for a protein of 114 amino acids. Gene Ontology annotation, molecular function: structural constituent of ribosome; 5S rRNA binding. Gene Ontology annotation, cellular component: ribosome. Gene Ontology annotation, biological process: translation. NCBI's taxonomy places the organism in Eukaryota, Viridiplantae, Streptophyta, Magnoliopsida, Zingiberales, Zingiberaceae. The record is from RefSeq and is a predicted model, not a curated record.